UUCAGCCUUUGUUAUGUAAACAAAAUAUGAUGCCACUUUUGGCCAUCAGUAUGAUUCCUGUGCCCAUUAUCAAAAGUGAACAAUAGAGAGUCUAACCUUCAGCCUCUCCAUGUACCGUCAUCAUCACAUGCAGCAUGCUUUCACCUGCAUGCCAUCAUUAUACCCUUGCCAUCAAAUUCUCAAUAAGUUUUAGUAGUUUGAUUGCAUCUCCCACUGCAGCCCCUAGCAUGGCCCAUCUUGAGCCUCAUGAGGUAUUUUUGAAUUGGGCUACCCUUGUGCUUCUUUCAUCAUUGAUAGAGGUCCACAUCCCAAGUGCUUGCACCUUUUAUUCUUGCUUUUCAUAAUUCACAUGACCUCUUAGGCUUCGUUUGGGACGGCUUUUUUGUUGCUUCUUAAAGCCGUUUUUUAGUAUAAAAGUUAAAAUUUUUAUACUAAAAAGUUGCUUUAAGAAGCAAGAAAAAAAUUGUCCCAAAUGAAGUCUUACUCUUCCUAUAAAUAGGGAUUUCACCCUUCCCUAGUUCUCCAUCCACCAUUAUUCAACCUCUUCGGUUUUUAAGAUGAAGGUCCCUUUUUUCUUCUGCUUUCUGUCUGUGCUCCUGUUUCUUCUUCGAGCUAAAAAUAUUGCAGCAGUGACAUGCAACCCGAUGGAGCUUAGCCCGUGCGCCAAUGCCAUUCUCUCAACGGCACCGCCAACGGCUUCAUGUUGCUCGAAGCUCAAGGAACAGCAGCCAUGUUUUUGCCAGUAUGAGAGGAACCCCCAACUCAAAGAAUACAUAAAAUCUAGCAACAGUAACAAGGUGGCCAGCAUUUGUAAAGUGCCAGUACCCAAGUGCUGACUAAUGAAUGUCUUUGGUUGAACUGUAAGUCCCCUUAGUUAUCUAAUCUACAAGCUAUUUAAAUGGAGAAGAAGGGGAUAGCUUCCUAGUUUGUUUAUCCUUUCUAGAGUAAUGGUUUGUAAGUUCUGUAUCUUUGAUAUGGUGAUAAUGCUUAUGAAUGACUGGCAGUCUUGGCUGAAGUUAUUCUCUGUUUGUUUAAGACUGGUGUUGUUCUUAUAUAUCAAUAAAAUAUUUUGUAUUUUAUGUGGA
Molecule: messenger RNA, 1085 nt
Organism: Dendrobium catenatum
Lineage: Eukaryota; Viridiplantae; Streptophyta; Magnoliopsida; Asparagales; Orchidaceae
Product: non-specific lipid-transfer protein 2
Exons: 1
Coding region: 558-836 (92 amino acids)
Biological process (GO): lipid transport
Source: RefSeq, a predicted model, not a curated record